Anthostomella pinea is the source of this 2838-nucleotide messenger RNA. NCBI's taxonomy places the organism in Eukaryota, Fungi, Ascomycota, Sordariomycetes, Xylariales, Xylariaceae. The record is from the annotation of a GenBank genome assembly.
AUGCAGAGCAAGCAUGCGGCUGCUCACGCUGCGAGAAGGCUUUCCCAUCUACUGAAACUAAGUCCCUACACGGGUCCGAGGCGUCUCUUCCCACCUUUUGUCAAGUCGCGAUUUGCGAACACACGGCUUCCAACAGCCCUCUUCAACGGGCCCAACCUUUCUGUGCUGCCAGCAACUUCGGCCGACCGAAAAUUGCGCGCUCGAUUUCUCCUCCUCCAGACUUCGCAACCCACGACCUUCUCACAACCCACGGCUUCCUCGCAGUCCACCGCGGCACCUACGAAACCGGCAGCUCGAGCUCUAGGUCGAAGGAUGUUGAACUAUCUGCAGGUCGUCACCACGCCUACGGCCGAUACCUCUGGCACCGCUCUUCUCCUCCACUUUGACAACCAGCGAUACAUAUUUGGUCAGGUUGCGGAAGGGACACAGCGUGCGCUGGUACAGCGCAAGGUGGCACUGAACAAGGUCGAGGAUGUCUUCCUGACUGGCCUCGUCAACUGGCAAAACGCCGGUGGUCUCUUGGGCCUGAUUCUCACUCUUGCCGACAUGCUUGCAUCUUCGAAACAGAGCGCUCUGGAUGGCAAUUCGGAACGAAAGAAGAAAGGGAAGGCCGGGUUGCGCGAUGGCCCGUCGGCGAAGCUUAAUAUCCAUGGCAGCAAGAACCUCUCACAUCUCCUUGCUACCGCGCGGCGCUUCAUAUUCCGGAAGGGCCUCCCCCUGACACCCCACGAGAUCCGCCAAGACCCUCGUAUUGCCAACAACUUGACGGCAGAGCCCGACUGGAAAGAUGACAACAUCAACGUCUGGUAUAUGCCGGUCGAGUCCUCCCAGAGCCGCGCCGCUAGCCCUCGGAAGCGAAGUCACGAAGAGUUUACAGAGUCAGCCGGCGCAACCAAUUCGAGCACCUCUACAGAAGAAGAAGAUCAGAAGCUUGUCAAGACAGUAGUCACGCAGAUGUUUGACUCGGACUGGACUAUGGAUGCACUGGUGGAGACGACCUUGCAGCAGGCAAAACUACCCGCGAAGAUAUUUGUAAGAGAUGACCAUGGGCAUAUACAAGUCUACACAGGGCCGAUGCCAGGAGGCAACAAGAAUGUGCCUGACAUCCCCGUCCUGGUGCGCCAACCAUGGCCCGGCGCCAUGGUCACGUCGUUGCCACGGACCGCCCCCUCGCAGCAAUCGAUGUGCUAUAUAGUCAAAGGCCACGAGAGACGAGGGAAGUUCAAUGUCCAACAAGCGGAGAAGCUGGGCGUCGCCAAGCGUGAUUACAAGGUUCUUGCUGGAGGAAGCAAUGCCGUUGGUAAAGACGGCGCCGUUGUGACUCCCGAAAUGGUCUUGGGUGAGACUGUCGCCGGCAGUGGCUUCGCUGUUGUUGAUCUGCCGGACUGUUCAUAUGUCGAUCCACUUAUCAGUCGCACAGAAUGGUCGAAUAGCCAGAUAAUGAAAGGCAUCCACGUCAUCGUCUGGGUCUUAGGCCGCGAUGUUGCCAACGACAACCGCCUUCAAGACUUCAUGCAGAAAAUGCCCUCAGUACGACACAUUGUGUCAUCUGGGGACAGCUGUCCGAACAUGAUUGCGCUAGAAUCUGUCGCAGCCCAGGCUUACAAGCUGCGGUGCAUAGACCCUGAGCGGUUCCCCUUGCCUGUUCACAGCAAUGAGCUAUCGCUCUCGAAUGCUCCGUGCACUACUUCGUCGACAUACGAGACCAACCGGUCGGGCAAGACCGUCCAGUUCGCUCCGCAGUUCCUAUGUCAGGACGACAAGAUUGUGCCGUUUCCGGACAUCCCAAAGAUGGCGCGGAGCGAUCUGAGCAGGGAAGUGCUGCGGAUGGCCGAGGAAACUAGAACCAAAGUUUCGGACCCAGAGUUUCUUGCCAAGGUUGAGAAGGCAGAAUCGGAUAUCCCAAAUCGCGAUGCAGAGAUCAUCACCCUCGGCACUGGCUCUGCCCUUCCCUCAAAGUACCGCAACGUCUCCGCCACACUUGUUCGUGUCCCGGGAUACGGCAACUACCUUUUCGAUGCGGGUGAAAACACUUUGGGGCAGAUGCGUCGGGUCUUUGGCGACGAGCUACCUAAAGUUCUACAAGAUUUGAAAGCGAUCUGGAUCAGUCAUUUGCAUGCCGACCACCAUUUAGGCACUGCCUCGGUUAUCAAAGCAUGGCACGCAGAAACAAGAAACUCCUUGCCCUCUGCCAAAUUACACGUCGCCUCUCAUACUCACAUGAUAGAUUGGCUCGAGGAAUACUCCAGUGUUGAGGAUUAUGGCUACGACCGACUGGUCGCCACCAAGUUCAGCCACUACGAUGCCAGCACGCGCAUCAGCGAACCCCGAGUAUUCACGAGCAAGGAGACCGAGGCCUGGGGUUUAGCGAAGAUUGAGGUCUGCUGGGUAAACCACUGUUUCGGGGCGCUUGCGACGGCCUUUACGUUCCCAUCUGGGCUUAAGAUCGCGUACUCGGGAGAUUGCCGGCCGAGCGACGCUUUUGUUCAGAUUGGCCAGGGCUCUACAAUACUCAUCCACGAGAGCACCUUUGAUGACGAGUUGCAAGGCGAUGCGGUUGCAAAGAAGCACUCCACAAUGUCGGAAGCGAUCGACGUCGGAAGACGCAUGGGGGCAAGGAGAAUUCUGCUCACACACUUCUCCCAAAGGUACCAGAAGGUGCCGGUCAUAGAAGAGAACUUUGAGGUACGGGCCGACGCGGAUACCAAAGACAAGGCCAGGACGGAUGAGGUGAUAUUGGUCGCGUUUGAUUACAUGCGUCUCAAGCUCGGGGAGUUCAGGAAGGCCCAGGCUUUCUUGCCUGCGAUCCAGAAGCUGUUUGAGGAUGUGGAACAAUGA